This is a messenger RNA of Heterotrigona itama, 795 nucleotides long. Lineage: Eukaryota; Metazoa; Arthropoda; Insecta; Hymenoptera; Apidae. The record is from the annotation of a GenBank genome assembly.
AUGUUGUUCGCAGACUCUGGAUCUGAAAGCGGGUCGCACAAAGCUGGCGUGGGUGGUACUCGAGGAUCGGGCGGCCAUAAAAGCGGCGGCGGUUCUGACGGCAAACCAACCAGAGUCCGCACUGUUCUAAACGAGAAACAGCUUCACACACUGAGGACUUGCUACGCCGCGAAUCCGCGGCCGGACGCGCUGAUGAAGGAACAAUUGGUCGAGAUGACCGGCUUGAGUCCACGUGUGAUCAGGGUAUGGUUCCAGAACAAACGGUGCAAAGACAAGAAGAAAACCAUCGCCAUGAAGCAACAGAUGCAGGAGAAGCCACAAUUUAACGAACGAAGGUGUUUUAUGUCGCAGGAUGGCCGUAAAUUAGGCUUUGGCGGAAUGCAUGGAAUUCCCAUGGUGGCUAGUAGUCCCGUGAGACACGAGAGCUCCAUAGGAAUAACACCGCUAGAAGUUCAAGCUUAUCAACCACCGUGGAAAGCACUUUCAGAUUUCGCCUUACAUACCGAUUUGGACAGGCUAGAUCCCAACACCCCUUCUUUUCAUCAUCUGGUAUCACAGAUGCACGGUUACGAUCUCCACAGCGGACCACCACAAUUACCACCGCCAGGGAUGCUCGGUGGGCCAAUGAAUGACGGUGGAGGCGGCGGGGGUGGUGGUUCUUUACCAGCCCCUGGACCACACCAUCCGAAUAGCGGCGGCCCAGACAUGGGCCAACACCCCGACAGCACGGAUAGCUAUGUAACUUAUCUGGAAAGUGACAGUGACUCUCUUCAUCACGAUACAGGAAGUCCAUAG